GCUGCGGGACUUCCUCCGUUCGCGGUAAAUGGCGCUAGUGGCGGGAAAGUUGAGUGUCUGGUUAGCCCAGCCUCCGGGGCGAUGUGUAGUGACUUUCGCAGGGCCGAGUCUGGGACGGAGGUGAGAGCCGCCGAGUCUGGGACGGGAGCGAGAGAGAGGAGAAGAGGGCGGUGGGCGGCCGAGGGAGCCGGGAGAGCGCGGGAGGCGGGGCGCGUGCCGGCGCGCGGGGCGCUCGGCGGAGGGAGGGCGAGCCGCCCUGGACUGCAGCCCCCCGGCCGACCCCCCCCGCCUUCGCACCCGGAGCCGGCCCCCGGUACCUGGGAGUUUUCUGAGAAGGGCAGGCUGACGCGCGCGCUUCGAGCGGAGGCGGAGGAAGGCACCCCCACCGCGUGCACAGAUAGGUGUGCAAUCCUGAUAUCUGCUCGCUAGGCUGACGGUCCGAGUCUGUCCCACGUUAACUGCGGUCAGAAAUGCUCCUUGGCCGACUUGAAGGUAGAAGUUCCUUGAAAGAAAUAGAACCAUAUCUGUUUGCUGAUGAAGAUUCAUCUGUACAUGGUGAUAUUCUUGAAUUUCAUGGUCCAGAGGGAACAGGAAAAACAGAAAUGCUUUAUCAUUUAACAGCACGAUGUAUACUCCCAAAAUCGGAAGGGGGACUGGAAGUAGAAGUCUUAUUUAUUGACACAGAUUAUCACUUUGAUAUGCUUCGGCUGGUUACAAUUCUCGAACAUAGACUAUCCCAGAGUUCUGAAGAAAUGGUAAAAUGCUGCCUCGGAAGGUUGCUUCUGGUGAACUGCAGUAGUAACACCCAGCUGCUCCUCACGCUGUACUCACUAGAAAGCAUGGUUUGCAGCCGCCCUUCCCUCUGCCUUCUGAUCUUGGAUAGCCUGUCCGCUUUUUACUGGAUAGACCGCGUCAGUGGAGGAGAAAGUGUUAACCUACAGGAGUAUACCCUGAAGAAAUGUGCUCAGUUCUUAGAGAAGCUCGUAAAUGAGUAUCGCUUGGUUCUUUUUGCAACAACACAAAGUAUAAUGCAGAAAACCUCAAACUGGACAGAAGGGCCUUCUUCUGCCUUGAACCAUCCGAGUGAGGCAGAUGCGGACUAUAGACCCUAUCUCUGUAAGGCAUGGCAACAAGUAGUAAGGCAUAGAAUAUUUUUCUCCAAACAAGAGGAUUUUAAAACCAGCAACCAGUUUUCUUUGGUUUCACGUCAUUUAAAAAGUAACAGUUUACAAAAGCAUAUUUUUAUUAUUGGAGAAAGUGGCAUUGAGUUUUGUUGAUAGUAUCAUAAAAUAGUGUUUUUCAGGAUAUUAUGCAAAAUUUUAAAAGUCCUUAAUGGGCUAAAAUGAUUUGAUUAUAAAGCUUUAAACUCUGGGAGAAUUAAUAUAAAUGUUUCUACACAGAAUGGAUUUUUUUUUUUUUUCCAGAACAGAUUUCUUACACUAGUACAGUAGAACUUUAUUCUCUUCUUAGGUUGUUGAAGAUAAAUCAAACUGGUGGUAAUAAUUAAACUGUAUAUUAAGCUUGUUUUAAAACUAAAUAAUCUACACAUUGCAGCCUAAAUAAAACGAACUUUUUUAUAACUUUGUGUCACAUUUCUGGAAUUUGGUUAAGUACUUAAUUGUUUAGGAAAGUUUAAAUGAAUUUCCGUUUUCUCAUAUGUAACUCCUUUAGGAAGCUGUGACUUUGGAAAGUGUUCUGUAGAGCGGUUGUUUCUGCAGAGGGGAUGAAAACAAGGAGCCUGCCCAUCUGCCUUUCACACGAAAGACUGGAAAGUCAGAGCAUUCUGAUCUGAGUUAGAAUGAGUCCAAGAUGGAGUUGCAUUCUGGUUGGGUCUUUGUAUCAUUUUUUUAACACAGGGAAGUAAUAUACCCGUUCAAGGAAUUCUGUGAAGAUUAUUUUGAAAUUUUCGUCUCCUCAUUAAGUGAUAGACACAUGCUAAAACUGUAUUAGAACUGUAAGUUACUAGUAUGUUCUUAGCCAUUUAGAAUAGUCCAGCCAUACCAUGAAAUGAAUCAAAUUAUUUCCAGCUGAGAGCUGGGCAAGGCUCUGUGUACUUUGGCCAAGGGGUGGCCCGGAUGGGGAGCAUGCACCUCGAGAGGUACGCAAGGUAAUGUAUUGUGGAGAGGAAGAAAAUCUCAGAACUUCUAUUUAUACAUUUUAAUCUAAGAAAAGAUGAAAUUGCAUCAGUAUUUGAUAUUCAGUUGACUCUGGUGCACUCGUUGAUCCGUGUGUCGGGUCGUCAUCUGUCGCAUUCAUAUCUGAAGUAUCCUGUGGGGAAAGUGGAAAGAAUUGACUGUGAUGUUUUUGUGUUCAUAUGUUCAUUCAUAUAUUACCAAUUUAGUUAAAACUAACUGUAUUAACCUACCUAACAAAGAUUCUUUUUAAGGGCUUAGAAAGGAUCCUGCAAAGAAAUUAAGAUUGAAGUUAAUAUUCUUCAUAAUGCAGGGACAGCAGAGGUGGCAUAUGCUAUCUGUGCCCUGCUCACGGACCCUGUGCCGCCUCUAGCUUACCUGCAGUUUCCAAAACCCACGGGCUUCUGGAGGUGUCUG
Molecule: messenger RNA, 2549 nt
Organism: Zalophus californianus (California sea lion)
Lineage: Eukaryota; Metazoa; Chordata; Mammalia; Carnivora; Otariidae
Gene: XRCC2
Product: X-ray repair cross complementing 2
Exons: 3
Coding region: 471-1277 (268 amino acids)
Biological process (GO): DNA strand invasion; double-strand break repair via homologous recombination
Cellular component (GO): replication fork; centrosome; Rad51B-Rad51C-Rad51D-XRCC2 complex
Molecular function (GO): four-way junction DNA binding; ATP-dependent DNA damage sensor activity; ATP binding
Source: RefSeq, a predicted model, not a curated record